GUUAAUCUCCACAAGAGCACUACCCGUCUUUGAAGCAAUGAAAACCUAUGGGAAUCCCUCCCAUAGAUCGCAGAGACAAACUUGACUGCGUUAUGCCAUUCUCCACAUAUCCUCAGGUUUUUAAUCACUACUAUAGACAUAGGCAUAGGCUCAGGCUCCUCCUCUUUUGUCGACUGCAGCCCAAAUCCAACCGCUAGCUUCUCGCUCUAAUGCCUUUCAACUUUAUUGCUGAAUUUCUUCCAUCAUCUCCACCCCCUACCCCAUGCAUUCUUUUCUUCACCUCUUUCCUACUACCACCCGCUCUCUUCCUUGCUCCACAAUCUCCCAUGCCCUUUCUACCCAACAACUCAAACCUCUCUUAACUACCAUAACUGAAGCUUCUCUUAACCAGCAUCACUUGAUCCAACUCAACUCUCGCCUAGCAAGUCUAACUCGCUCCACUCGCUACCAGGAUGCCCUCUGUCUAUUCGAUGAAAUUCACUGUCUACACCACAAUGUUAAGCCAGACCACUACACUCUCUCCACCGCCCUCAAAGCCUGUGCCAGUCUUCCUAACCUCGAAUUCGGAACUAAACUUCACGCCUACGCCAUCAAAUCCGGCUUCAAACCCUACUCUCAUGUCUCCAACACUCUCCUUUUUCUCUAUUCCAAGACCCAUCAUUUAGCUUCCGUUGAAAGGGUUUUUAAUGAAAUUGAACACCCGGAUGUUUAUUCUUGGACUACCAUGUUGUCUUCGUGUUCGAAAUUGGGAGGAAUUUCUUAUGCUUGCGAGGUGUUUGAUAAGAUGCCUAAGAAAGAAGUGGCAGUAUGGAAUGUGAUGGUUACCGGGUGUAUGGAAAAUUGGUAUCAAGGCCAUGGGUUUGACUUGUUUAAGCAAAUGCAUUUUUUGGGUUUGAAGCAUGAUAAUUAUAGCUUUGCUAGUGUAUUGAGCACCUGUUAUAUUGAAAAUUUGGGUUUUGGGAGGCAAGUUCAAGCUUUGGUAGUUAAAACUGGGUUUUUGUUUCGAGCUUCUGUGCUUAAUGCUGCAAUUACUAUGUAUUUUAAUUGUGAAGAUGUUGAAAAUGCGUGCCGGGUUUUGGAAGAAGUAGAGUGCUCUGUGUACGAUGGGAUUACUUUUAAUGUGAUGAUAGAUGGUUUACUGAACGUAGGAAGAGUUGAACAGGCGUUGUUAAUGUUUAGGGAGAUGUUAGAGGCUUGUUUGGGCCCCUCUGAACUGACUUUUGUCAGUUUAAUGAGUUCGUGUUCAUGUCGAAGAGUUGGGGAUCAAGUAUAUGCACAAGCUGUGAAGUUGGGUUUUGAACAGUCUACCUCCGUGAGCAAUGCGGCAAUAACUAUGUAUUCUACUUGUGGGGACUUAAAUGCUGCUCGAUUAGUUUUUGAGAGAUUGGAGCAGAAGGAUAUUGUGUCAUGGAAUACUCUGUUAUCAACUUAUGCCCAAAGAAGCUCUAGUAGCUCAGCGUUUGUUAUCUACAUGGAAAUGCGAAGGUCAGGGAUUGAACCGGAUGAGUUUACUUUCGGAAGUUUAUUGUCAUGCUCAGAAUUCAUAGAAAUGGGUGAGAUGAUUCAUGCCCUUGUGUUUAAAAAUGGACUCAUUUCAAGAGUCCAGGUUUCCAACGCAUUGGUUUCUUCAUACUCUAAGCAUGGGGAGAUGAAUCAAGCCUAUCAAUUAUUUCAAAUGUCUCCCAAGAACUUGAUCUCCUGGAAUACUAUUAUAUCGGGGUUCUUUCUAAAUGGGUUCCCAGCUCAGGGCUUAGAGCAAUUAACCAAACUGUUGAUAUCAAACCUCAGGCCAAAUUCAUAUACAUUUUCCAUUGCUAUUAGUAUUUGUGCCAGCAUCUCAUCCUUGAAUAAUGGGAAGCAACUUCAUGCUUACAUCCUCAGGCAUGAUUUUUCUUCAGAAACUUCUCUAGGCAAUGCUCUAAUCACAAUGUAUGCGAAAUGUGGAACUUUAAAUUGGUCUUUGAGAGUUUUUAACGAGAUGAUUGCAAAGGACUCAAUCUCUUGGAAUGCCCUCAUUUCUGCUUUUGCGCAGCAUGGAGAAGGUAAAGAAGCUGUAAAUUGUUUCAAGGCAAUGAAAGGUGUAGGUAGGGUUAAACCUGAUCAAGCAACAUUUACUGCUCUUCUUUCUGCUUGCAGCCAUGCUGGUUUAGUUGAUGAUGCCACUUGGAUAUUAAAUUCCAUGGUGAAUGAGUAUGGCUUUGAUCCUGGAGAAGAUCAUCUUUCAUGUAUGGUUGACCUUCUUGGUCGGGCUGGGUAUCUUGAUGAAGCUGAAAGAGUAAUAGACAGCAAGCAUAUUGAACCCUGUUCUAAUAUCUGGUGGACCUUGUUCAGUGCUUGCGCAGCUCAUAGUAAUCUAAGGCUCGCGAGAAUUAUUGCUAAGUUCCUCCUUGAAACAGAGCAAAAUAAUCCUUCAGUUUAUGUGCUUUUGUCAAAUACUUAUGCAGCUGCUGGGCAAUGGGAAGAAGCAGCUAGAGUGAGGGAAUCCAUGAAAAAUGUUGGGGUGAUGAAGCAACCUGGCUCAAGUUGGAUCAGUAUAUAGAUCCCUUCUGAUGCCAUCUUCUCUCUUCCCUAUAGAGCAAAGUCAUUUUUCUCCACGUAGUGUGUCAGAUCCCCGUGAUUAUUUGUCUCCAAAAUAACUGAACUAAACUCUUCCUGAGUUGGCAAGGGUGGGCUCUGAUGGUCUAGUUAUUUUUGCAGGUUCUUUUUAGUUGCAUAUAAAUUAUAAAAGGGAUAAAGCAACAUUUAGUCCCUGAGCUUGGCAACUUUUUCAACUUGGUCCCUAAACUUUUUUUGAUCCUCAUUAAUCUUGAAACUUGACAACUUUUCCCAA
Gossypium raimondii (Peruvian cotton) is the source of this 2830-nucleotide messenger RNA. Its product is annotated as pentatricopeptide repeat-containing protein At3g49740. Gene Ontology annotation, biological process: RNA modification. The record is from RefSeq and is a predicted model, not a curated record. Lineage: Eukaryota; Viridiplantae; Streptophyta; Magnoliopsida; Malvales; Malvaceae. The coding region runs from base 263 to 2539 and encodes 758 amino acids. Gene Ontology annotation, molecular function: RNA binding; protein binding. The transcript has a single exon.